GCAAUGAGUUGGUGGAGGGACAAUUUCUGGAUCAUCUUGGCUGUGGCCAUCGUCGUUGUCUCCUUGGUCCUGGGUCUCAUCCUGUACUGUGUCUGCAGGAGGCAGUUUCGACAAGGCAAGAAAUGGGCGAUUGCCAAGCCCUCGAAACACAAUGGAAGAGAUGAAGAAAAGAUGUAUGAGAAUGUUCUUAAUCCAUCACCAGGGCAGUUACCUGCUCUGCCACCCAGAGGCUCACCUUUCCCAGGAGACCCUGCUCCACAGGAAGCUCCAAGCCAACUACCGGCUUGGUACUCAUCAGUGAGGAAAGUUAGAAACAAGAAGGUCUUUUCUAUCUCGGGCUCCGAAAACGACUACGAUGACGUUGAGAUCCCAGCAAGCACUGAAAACCAGCAUUCUAAAACAACCACGCCUUCUUGGCAAGCUGAAAAGGGCUUACACAGCUCAUUUUAG
Cricetulus griseus (Chinese hamster) is the source of this 450-nucleotide messenger RNA. The record is from RefSeq and is a predicted model, not a curated record. NCBI's taxonomy places the organism in Eukaryota, Metazoa, Chordata, Mammalia, Rodentia, Cricetidae.